This is a messenger RNA of Condylura cristata (star-nosed mole), 1239 nucleotides long. It is a transcript of the gene GFRAL, whose product is annotated as GDNF family receptor alpha like. Gene Ontology annotation, molecular function: signaling receptor activity. The record is from RefSeq and is a predicted model, not a curated record. The transcript has 9 exons. Gene Ontology annotation, biological process: nervous system development. Lineage: Eukaryota; Metazoa; Chordata; Mammalia; Eulipotyphla; Talpidae. Bases 1 to 1239 code for a protein of 412 amino acids. Gene Ontology annotation, cellular component: signaling receptor complex; external side of plasma membrane.
AUGAUAGUCUUCAUUUUACUGGUUAUAGGACUAUGCAUAGAAAAUGAAUCUGCUUCCCAAACCAUUGAUUGCAUAUAUUUAAGGGAGCAGUGCCUAAGUGAUGCAAAUGAAUGUCAGCAUUCCUGGAGAACAAUGGAAGAUGUCUGCAGAGUUUCAGAUAAGCUCUGCAAAAUGAAGGAUGCAUCUGACUGUAACCUGAGAAUCCAGUCCUUCAUGGAAAGCAAUGUCCAAUUCAAAGAUUGUCUCUGCACUGAUGACCUCUAUUGUACGCUUAACAAAUUGUUUGGAGAAAAGUGCACCAAUGAAUCAGAUAACAUGGAAGAGGAUAAUACAUUCAAGUGGAAUCUGAGUACACUUUCCUAUCAUGAAACCAAAGGAAUCCAGUCCUGUUUAGAAGUGACAGAGGCGUGUGUAGGGGAUGUGGUCUGUAAUGCACAGUUGGUCCCCUACCUUAAAGCUUGCUCAGCAAAUGGAAAUCUGUGUGAUGUGAAACACUGCCAAACAGCCAUACGGUUCUUCUAUCAAAACAUGCCUUUUAACAUUGCCCAGAUGUUGGCUUUCUGUGACUGUGCUCAAUCUGAUAUACCUUGUCAGCAGUCCAAAGAAGCUCUUCACAGCAAGCCAUGUGCAGUGAACAUAGUUCCACCCCCUACUUGCCUCCAUGUAAUUCACAGCUGCCGACAUGAUGAAUUAUGCAGGAGGCGCUAUCAAACAUUUCUGUCAAAAUGCUGGCAGAAUAUCACUAGCAGCUGCCAGGAAGAUGAGACCUGCAUCAGUACCUUCAACAAGCAGGACCUCACUUGCUCAGGAAGUGAUGACUGCAAAGCCGCUUAUAUUGGUACCUUGGGGACAGUCCUUCAAGUGCAGUGCACCUGUAGGACCAUUGCCCAAAGUGAAGAAUCUCUGUGCCAUAUUUUUCAGCACCUGCUUCAUAGAGGAUCCUGUUUCAGUCACCUGACCCUGUCCAGUGUCAACAGCAUUGUGCUGCCUAAAAGAAAACAUGCAAAGGAAACCACUCUAAGUGGAUUUCAUUCCUUCUUCAAUGGAGAAAUCAUCUAUGGUGUCUUGUGCAUGGCAGUUACCUGUGGAAUCCUUCUUUGGGUUGGGCUCAAACUGAGAAACUCCAGAAUAUCAAAUCAAACAAGAAAUCGCUCACCAAUCCAUAUAACUAGAGGACUUACAGUUCAUCAAGAAUCACAGAUCAUUAACAACCGUUUUCUUUUAUGCAAGUCUUUGUAG